UGAUGAGUGUAAGAGCUGGUGUAGUUAUCUUUUUAUUGUUGUUUUUUAGAUGUGUUUCUUAAUAUUAUAACCUUCUUUUGGGGGUGUUGGAAUUUUAUCAAUAAAAAUUUCAGCCCUAGCAAAAUAAAUAUAUUUUUUUGACAUAAGGCAUUACUCAUUGUGCAUGCACCUUUAUAUAUCCUCUCUCUUCUCACCCAAACAAACUUAGUUCUACUCUCUCAUUUAAACUUAUUUGUUCUCUUCUCGCAUUUGAUCUUCUUCCUCUCUUUGUUAGUUGAUGAUAAGAUGAUGAAAGAAGAAGAAAAUUUGAGUAACGAGGUUGCUUCCAAACCUUUAGUUGAAUCCAUUACUCAAUCUCCAACACCAUCAAGCAUACCACCAAGAAAUAAGUUUAGGUUUAUUAGUAAAAUCAUCUGAAAUUCCCUCUUAAUUCGUGUUUAUAUCAAAGACAAUUUUUAAUUGUAUGUUUUUAAACCAUGUCUUUAGAUUCGACAUCACUUCUAGAUGAUUUGGUGCUAAUGAAUCACAAUGGAGAAGUUGAUGUUAAGAUGAUGAAAGGAAAAGAAAAAUUGAGUAAUGAGUCUGCUACCAAACCUUCAGGUGUCUCCAUUACACAAUCUCCAACAUUGCCAAGCCUACCACCAAGAAAUAGGUCUGACACAAUUUCUAGACGAUUUGGUGCUAAUGAAUCAGAAUGGAGCAGUGAUGAGGAGGAAGAUGUUUAUGCUUGA
Messenger RNA from Gossypium raimondii (Peruvian cotton), 731 nucleotides. RefSeq lists its product as uncharacterized. Bases 477 to 731 code for a protein of 84 amino acids. The record is from RefSeq and is a predicted model, not a curated record. The transcript is spliced from 4 exons. NCBI's taxonomy places the organism in Eukaryota, Viridiplantae, Streptophyta, Magnoliopsida, Malvales, Malvaceae.